Molecule: messenger RNA, 4784 nt
Organism: Zootoca vivipara (common lizard)
Lineage: Eukaryota; Metazoa; Chordata; Lepidosauria; Squamata; Lacertidae
Gene: COLGALT1
Product: collagen beta(1-O)galactosyltransferase 1
Molecular function (GO): procollagen galactosyltransferase activity
Source: RefSeq, a predicted model, not a curated record
AGCGAGCGAGGCAAUGGCGGCGCGGCGGCGGGGUGUGUGGCUGGCGCUGGCGGCGCUGCUGGCGUGGAGCGGCGGGCGGGCGGGCGGCUACUUCCCGGAGGAGCGCUGGGUGCCCGAGUCUCCGGCGCGGCCGCCGCGCGUCCUGCUGGCCCUGCUGGCGCGCAACGCGGCGCACUCGCUGCCCGCCGCGCUCGGCUGCCUGGAGAGGCUGCGCCACCCGAAGGACCGCCUGGCGCUUUGGGUGGCAACUGAUCAUAAUGUGGACAACACAACAGCUGUGCUUCGGGAAUGGCUGAUGAAUGUACAGAACAUGUAUCACUCGGUGGAGUGGCGGCCCAUGGAGGAGGCCAGGUCCUAUCUGGACGAGGAAGGUCCCAAGCACUGGUCCAAUUCCCGUUAUGAACAUGUCAUGAAGCUUCGUCAGGCAGCGCUGCAGUCUGCCCGGGACAUGUGGGCUGACUACAUCCUGUUUGUGGAUGCAGACAAUCUCCUGACGAAUCCUGACACGCUGGGCCUUUUGAUAGCUGAGAACAAGACUGUGGUGGCUCCAAUGCUGGACUCACGGGCAGCCUAUUCAAACUUUUGGUGUGGGAUGACCUCUCAGGGCUAUUACAAGCGCACCCCUGCUUACAUCCCCAUCAGGAAGCGAGACCGCCAGGGCUGCUUUGCUGUUCCCAUGGUGCACUCCACCUUUCUCAUCAACCUGCAGAAAGAGGCCACUCGGAGCCUUGUCUUCUACCCACCCCAUCCGGAUUACACCUGGGCCUUCGAUGACAUCAUCGUCUUUGCCUUUGCCUGCAGGCAGGCAGAAGUUCAGAUGUACGUGUGCAACAAAGAGGUGUAUGGCUUCCUUCCCGUGCCUCUGCGAUCCCACAGCACCCUACGUGACGAGGUGGAGAGUUUCAUGCACGUGCAGUUGGAGGUGAUGGUUAAAAACCCUCCAGUGGAACCUUCUCAAUACCUAUCUGUGCCUCCCAAAAUCCCAGACAAGAUGGGAUUUGAUGAGGUCUUCAUGAUUAACCUGAAGCGCCGGACCGACCGCCGGGAGCGGAUGCUGCGGGCACUUUAUGAGCAGGAGAUAGACUGCAAAGUGGUUGAAGCUGUGGAUGGCAAAGCAAUGAACACCAGCCAGGUGGAAGCGUUGGGCAUUAAGAUGUUGCCAGGUUACAAGGACCCAUACCACGGGCGUCCACUCACCAAGGGGGAAUUGGGUUGCUUCCUCAGCCACUAUAAGAUUUGGCAAGAGGUUGCUGAGAGAGGCCUGGAGAAGUCGGUGGUGUUUGAGGAUGACCUGCGCUUCGAGAUCUUUUUUAAGCGACGCAUGAUGAACCUCAUCUAUGACUUAGAAGAGGAGGGCCUGGACUGGGAUUUGAUAUACAUUGGCCGGAAACGCAUGCAAGUGGAGCAUCGUGAGAAGGCUGUGCCCCGCGUCCGUAAUCUGGUGGAAGCAGACUACUCCUACUGGACCCUGGCCUACGUUCUCUCCCUCCAGGGGGCCCAGAAGCUCCUGGACGCCCAGCCCCUCUCCAAGAUGCUGCCUGUGGACGAGUUCCUACCUGUCAUGUUUAACAAACACCCUGUUUCUGAGUAUAUGGAGCACUUUGAGAACCGGAACUUGCUGGCCUUCUCUGUAGAACCGCUGCUGGUCUUCCCCACACACUACACAGGAGACGAUGGUUACAUCAGCGACACGGAAACUUCUGUGGUGUGGAACAAUGAGAACGUCAAAACUGACUGGGACCGGGCCAAGUCCCAGAAGAUGAAGGAACAGCAGGAGCUGAGCAAUGAAGCAAAGAACUCUGAUGUGCUCCAGUCCCCUCUGGACAGCACAGCCCGCGAUGAACUAUGACCCUGCCGGGCCACAGAUGAAGGGGGCUGAGCAGGAGGGCAUGGCAUGGCAUGGCAUGGCAUGGCAUGGCUUUCCCCUUUCACAGGGUUUAUGGGUCGCUUCCCUCACUUUUCACUGUGGGGUCCACAUCUUUCAUCACACCUUGUGGCAAAGCAAUAAUGGCAAGCUCCACUCCCUCUGCCAUGGGGAGCCUGUGACAGAAAUAAUUUGGUUUGCUUAGCUGUGCCAUCCCCCGCCUCUCCCACCCUCUGUUUUGGAAGUGGUGUGGGUGAGAUCUUUCCAUACUCAGUUGUGUAAGAGAAGUUUUAUUCUUUGAAGAAUUGGUACUGGCUUCUACAGGGAGCCCUAUAUCUUCUGGAAGGAGCGAGAGUGGUUAAUCCUUGAAAAAGAUGCAGGCCAGACUUGCAGACUACAGCACAAUGAUGCUCUGUGUCAGACAAACCACUUAGCUUCGUGUACAUUUCAGACCUGUCCAGUUAUUUUUAUAUAUAUAUUUUUACUGGUGACAGUUUCUGAUCUCAUUUUUGUGGAAUCCUGAUUCCCCACCCCUCCCCUUUCUUUGUGCCUUGUCCGUGCUGAGAUUGCAACAGCGGGUUUCGAUGUGGAAAGUCAAAAAUGUCCUUGUUUCCCUUGGGGUAAUGAAUGUUUUUCCUAGCAUGUCUCUGCAGAGACACAAAGUGCCUUGGUAGGUUGUCGCUUUCACUCCCCAGUGGUCAGAGAUGCAUGAUGGGAAGUGCCAUCUGUUGUGACGUGGGGCUUGUGAUUUCAGCUCGCUUGACAUAAUAUGCUGGAGACAGUUCUCUAGUAACACUUCUUUAUUAAAGCAAACAAGACUGAGCUCUGAGGAGAGGAAAGCUACUUUUAUAGGGACGGGGGACUAGCUAGAAAGGGAGACAUUUUGGAGGCAAUCACAGUGCUGCCUUUUGGAGGAAACCAAUAAGACAGAGGAUCCAAAUAUAGCAGCUUAAAUGAACCAAUAGUAGCUGUACCUUCUGGAACCAAAAGGCAGUUACUUUAUCCUAAUGCAAAUACAGACAAUAAUAAUACAGAUAUAAAAUCCUUUGACUCAAUACACAACACCAUCCAUCGUGGGAGGCAUGGCUCGAACCACAUUUAACUUCAUACAAGUAUAAAGCAUUGCCCUUCAACUUGUGGGACAGCAUUUCAAGGUGGGUUGCGCCUGCAACACCCCACCAUUAUUAUUUUUGUUUGUUUUUCAAGCCCAAAUAAAAAAUAUGGGGCUGGGGAAGAGAGGGUAAGAUAUACCAUAGUUAAUUAAAAUGAGACUCAUGUUGCAGAUUAGGGUUAGAAAGGUGGGCCCCAGAUCUGAAGGCUGAAGACAGUCCAAGGGCUCCUGAAGUUUGGAGAAUGUGCUGAGAAAUUGGAACAGGUCCAUGGGGUGAAGGAGAGGAGGGAGAGGCCUGCAAGGUAGUGUUAGCGAUCCUGUAAGGAACAUUGGAAGGUUCUAGAAGCCACAGCUCAAAGUCAGCCUUGUUGCAGUUUCACCCAUCCUGGAGGGACAUACAGUACCACCAUGAUACCCCUUUUGGUGAUAGCAGAGGUGCCUCAGAAAGCAUGGUUGUGGUUACCUUUGCUAGCAAGCACCACCCAACUCUGAAGCAGGUGGCGUGUGGUGCGUCAUGUCAGCAGGUGGAGAGGGUUGCAGCUGGAUGGGAUGGGAGAUCCCCAGCAGAGCUCUUCCAUCACAUCAGGAUGGCGAGACUGGAGGUUCUGCCCCCAGACCUCUGUGUAUUCACUUACUCACAAGAUGCACAAAAUCAAGACGAUUCACAAAAUCAAGUGCCUUGCAACUUCUUGCUACAUGAGAAUUUCCUUCACAGCCCUAUAGUUAGCUGCAUUCUCUCACUGCACCCUCCACUUCUCAGCAGAAGUUUUGCAUCUGAUACUCUCAUCUUUCAGAGGUGUAUAUUCUUCAGCACAUGGUAUUUGAAACAACCUUGGACAACACAUUUCUUCUGUUGAUUGGAGUUGGAUUAGCAGAACUACACCUGUGUUGCAAUUUGAGCAGCUUUAUUUAAUAUCUAUAUGCAGACUUGUGGUUGGUGUGAUGUUGUAUAUAGGACACACAUAAUUUAUGAUGUGUGUCUGCACAGAUGUUUCAUUUGCAAAAUGCAACAGAUGUUGCUUGGAGAGGAAGGCAGUGAUGGGAUGGAGAAGAACCUCAUACUGGUCUUUCCUCUUGAGUAAUUUUGGAUGGGGCAGUCUGUGCUGACCUCACCCUUGUGGCCAAAAAAUGGAACCAGCCCAGAGGUAGAAUGUGGUUUGUUGGGAUCAAAUGCAGUGACUUGAUGCACAAUUGGGUUGCAAUCCACCAGCAAGUGGGCCAUAAGCUUGUGUGCAGCUCCCAUUAAUUUCAGUAGGGGUUGAACAGAAGAAUAGCAAUAGAUGGUACCCUUAAAUAGUAAUAAUAAACCCUCAAAUAUGCAAGUGACUAUUAUGCCUGUUAAGCAAAAGCAGAAAUGAAGCUGGCUAAGCAGAGAUUCAAACCCAGUUCCUACAGGUCCAAGGGCAGCACCAGCCCAGUGUGAUCAAUCUUGUUGGUACCUGUUUACACCUUAUUAGAAUCGCCUUUCCUGGGUGAAUCUCUAGUCCCCAUGAUGGUUGAAUUGGGUUUGCAAAUUGGAUGUACCAGCACAGUAGGAGGCUAGAAAAAUGGGCAUAAGUAAAUCUUUGCUUCCAUUUUGCUGUUCAUCUUAAUGACAUCUGAUGUAGACCAAAGCUUUUUUUCAAGUUCUCAUGUUUGAGGUGCAGAAUCUUGAAGCAAGAGAACUAACACAUCAGGGUUUUAUUUUUGUGACCAUGAAAUUGAUGCACAAGUUGUAUUAAUACAACUAAAGUAGAACUGUAUGUUAUUUGUUUCAUCUCCUUUGAGCAAUCACUACACUAAAAUGAUUUGGCUAUUGUGUAGUCCCUA